CCUCAUUGUUUGUUAGACGUCUUCGGGAGACACACGCGCCAGCAACAUGACUGCUCGAGUUCUGCUUGUGUGUUUGUGCCUGACCGUAAUGGCUGUCAUGCCAUGGCCGUGCACGGCUAUGGUGGGCGGCUACGGCUACGGCUACGGCAUGCCAAUGAUGCACAUGCACUACCACCGCCACGACCACGGACACGGCCUGUACGGCUACGGCGGCCUUGGCAUGGGCUUAGGAUACGGCCACGGCUUCGGUUACGGUCACGGCUUAGGCUACGGUCCCGGCAUGUUCGGUCUCCACGCCCAUUACGGACCAUACGACUUCUUGAAGAAAUAAUUGCGCAGUCCGCCUUGUCUUUUAAAAGACAUUUGAACUUAUUAAAGCUUCUACUUAGAGUUUCAAAUAAAAUAGUGUAAGUCAGGUUAUAAAACUAAAAUAAAGAAAAG
Messenger RNA from Hyalella azteca, 441 nucleotides. Its product is annotated as glycine-rich protein. Bases 47 to 331 code for a protein of 94 amino acids. The transcript has 2 exons. NCBI's taxonomy places the organism in Eukaryota, Metazoa, Arthropoda, Malacostraca, Amphipoda, Hyalellidae. The record is from RefSeq and is a predicted model, not a curated record.